AUGGCACACUUUAAGCAGGCCAAUCUAAAGUUGAACCCUAAAAAUUGUGUGCAUAUAGUGAGCAGGGAUGGAGUGAAAACUAACCCGGAAAAGGUGAGGGCUGUGCAAGAAUGGCCAGAACCCAAGGAUAAAGAAGUGCGAAACUACCUUGGGCUCUGUACAUACUAUCGAAUGUUAGUAAGGAAUUUUGCCAGCAUUGCCAUUCCUCUGCACCACCUCACUGGCAAGCAUGUGCAUUUCCAGUGGAGCCAGGAAUGUCAAGCGGCCUUCAACUAG
This is a messenger RNA of Penaeus vannamei (Pacific white shrimp), 276 nucleotides long. Lineage: Eukaryota; Metazoa; Arthropoda; Malacostraca; Decapoda; Penaeidae. The record is from RefSeq and is a predicted model, not a curated record.